UACUUCAGAUACCUGUCAGAGGUGGCUUCUGGGGACUCAAAGAAGGACACGGUGGAGAACUCUCAGCAGGCCUACCAGCAGGCCUUCGACAUCAGCAAGAAGGACAUGCAGCCAACACACCCCAUCCGGCUGGGCCUGGCCCUCAACUUCUCCGUCUUCUACUACGAAAUCCUCAACUCGCCCGAGCAGGCCUGCUCUCUGGCCAAGCAGGCUUUCGAUGAGGCGAUCGCCGAGCUCGACACCUUGAACGAGGACUCUUACAAAGACAGCACGCUGAUCAUGCAGCUACUAAGGGACAACCUCACUGUGAGUAUUCAAACCCCCCCUCCGACC
Molecule: messenger RNA, 333 nt
Organism: Scomber japonicus (chub mackerel)
Lineage: Eukaryota; Metazoa; Chordata; Actinopteri; Scombriformes; Scombridae
Product: 14-3-3 protein beta/alpha-1-like
Exons: 3
Biological process (GO): signal transduction
Cellular component (GO): cytoplasm
Source: RefSeq, a predicted model, not a curated record